Molecule: messenger RNA, 2156 nt
Organism: Petromyzon marinus (sea lamprey)
Lineage: Eukaryota; Metazoa; Chordata; Hyperoartia; Petromyzontiformes; Petromyzontidae
Source: RefSeq, a predicted model, not a curated record
GGGGAGGUGUACCCCGCUAUUGACGUCAUGUCACCUGCUGCCGCGUGACGUCACGAGACACCAGGAAGCUGCCGUACUCUACGCGCGCGCUCACUGUGAGCCGAGAAUUGGUCUGAUGGAGCAACGGCACUCGGCGCAGCUCGGUACAAAAAAGAAACAAUGCGACCAGUGUGCAUACAGCACGGAUCAUACUGGAAGUUUGACUCAGCACAAGAGAACACACACAGGAGAGAAACCCUUCAAGUGCAGUGUGUGUGAGAAGGCAUUUGCCAAGCCAUCGCUUCUUCACGACCACCAGAGAACACACACGGGAGAGAAACCCUUCAAGUGCAUUGUUUGUGAGAAGACAUUUGCACAGUCAGCAGUUCUUCAGAGACACAAGAGAACACACACGGGAGAGAAACCCUUCAGGUGCACUGUGUGCGGGAAGGCGUUUAAAUGGUCAUCACAUCUUAAAAAACACCAGAGAAUGCACACAGGAGAGAAACCCUUCAAGUGCACUGUGUGUAGAAGCGUAUUUGCACAGUCAUCAAGUCUUAAGAUCCACCAGAGAAUGCACACAGGAGAGAAACCCUUCAAGUGCACUGUGUGUGAGAAGGCAUUUGCACGGUUAUCACAUCUUCACGACCACCAGAGAAUGCACACAGGAGAGAAACCCUUCAAGUGCACUGUGUGUGAGAAGGCAUUUGCACAGUCAUCACGUCUUAAGAUCCACCAGAGAAUGCACACAGGAGAGAAACCCUUCAAGUGCACUGUGUGUGAGAAGGCAUUUGCACACUCAUCAAGUCUUAAGUACCACCAGAGAAUGCACACAGGAGAGAAACCCUUCAAGUGCACUGUGUGUGAGAAGGCGUUUACACGUUCAUCAGGUCUUAAGAUCCACCAGAGAAGGCACACAGGAGAGAAACCCUUCAAGUGCACUGUGUGUGAGAAGGCAUUUGCAAAGUCAGCAGUUCUUCAGAGACACCAGACAACACACACAGGAAAGAAACCCUUCAAGUGCACUGUGUGUGAGAAGGCAUUUGCAGAGUCAUCACAUCUUAAAAAACACCAGAGAACACACACAGGAGAGAAACCCUUCAAGUGCACUGUGUGUAGAAGUGCAUUUGCACAGUCAUCACAUCUUCACGACCACCAGAGAACACACACAGGAGAGAAACCCUUCAAGUGCACUGUGUGUGAGAAGGCAUUUGCAGAGUCAUCACAUCUUAAAAAACACCAGAGAACACACACAGGAGAGAAACCCUUCAAGUGCACUGUGUGUGAGAAGGCAUUUGCAGAGUCAUCACAUCUUAAAAAACACCAGAGAACACACACAGGAGAGAAACCCUUCAAGUGCACUCUGUGCGGGAAGGCGUUUGCACGGUCAUCACAUCUUCAAAGACACCAGAGGACACACAGUUAUCAGAAGAUCCCCAAGGAGCGGAAUCUGAAAUCGGCUUGUGAAAGUCAAAGUGCUGCAAUGAGCCCAUCCCUGCUGAAAAAAGAACCAGAAUUUAAUUCCAGCUUGGACGCAAUGAAAUGUAUCAAGGUGGAUUUUGAAGAGGCGAAGGUGAAAUGUGAAGAAGUGAUGGUGAAGAGCGAAGAAGUGAUGGUGAAAUGUGAAGAAGUGAUGGUGAAGAGCGAAGAAGUGAAGGUAAAAUGUGAAGAUGAAGAUUCAACUCCAAAAUCGGACCUUCACAUCGAUGGAGGCAACGUGAAGCAGGAGGAGAAUUCUGACUGUGAGGCAGAGCGAGGCAACUCCCAGCAGUUUGUGGAAGUGGAGGUGUGGGUGGACUUCUUAGACAAUACAAAGUCAAAUGGAGACCCUGUAGAUGUGUAAGGUUGAGACAAUGAAGCUCCAAUAGAUUCAGCCUUGGCACAGGCUUUUAAUUACAAUAACGUGAAGUUGAACAGUCCAUUCCUAGGUUCAACCUGCAGAGUAAGAGCAACCAGUAUUUGCGGACCUGUGGGUUGGGUAAAUCUCUUGCCAGGAGCCAGAGCCAAUAAUCUCCGAAGCAUUCACGAUGUUACACUAUGUUAUAAUAAUUUUAGCAUUUAUAUGGCGCUUGCUUAAUCGCCUCAGCAACUCAGUUGUUUUGUAUCAUCUCAUCACAAACACUCGAAGAGCAUGUUGUAUAUAUGCCUUUUCCAUAAAAUUGUAUUGAUUGAUUCUU